Molecule: messenger RNA, 2097 nt
Organism: Homarus americanus (American lobster)
Lineage: Eukaryota; Metazoa; Arthropoda; Malacostraca; Decapoda; Nephropidae
Product: ligand of Numb protein X 2-like
Molecular function (GO): zinc ion binding; protein binding
Source: RefSeq, a predicted model, not a curated record
AGAAGGGCGACGUGUUGCUGUCAGUGAAUGGACAGUCGCUAUUGGGGCUGACCCACGGACAGGCAGUAGCACUGCUGAAGGCCACUGCGGAGCUGGCGGGAGUCACACUUUCCCUGCUGGAUGGUCCUGAGACGUCGCUGGGCUCAGCCAAUUUUGUGCCAUCUUGGUUGUACUGGCAAAAGUUGCCACGUUCCUUGCAUGUAUCUAAGAGCGUUGUGCUUCACCGGGCUCCUGGUGCUUCCCUUGGCUUCAGCAUAGUUGGUGGGUCUGACCCCCAGCGUGGUGCUGAACCCAUCCACGUCCUCUUCGUGGUUCAGUCGUCCCCAGCUGCUAUAGAUGGUAAGCUGCGUUGUGGCGAUAGACUUCUUUCCGUCGAUGGUCACUCACUGGAACAGGUGCGCCACGCCUCAGCUGUCAGUCUCUUGAAGCAAGCUGGACAGAGAGUACAUCUGGAGGUGGUGUCUUGGCUGGGCACAGAGUUGUAAAUUAUUAAUUAAAAUCUUACCAUCCUCAAGCUUGCUGAAUAUACUGCACAACUUAAUGACACUUUAGUUUCUCACUGCUGCAGCCUCUUUAUUUCCCUGUCUCAGGAGAACAGUUUGUCCAACAGGAGGCCAAGUGGUAGAGUGUCGUGGUGUUGUGUCAGCCAGUCCUCAGGUGCUUGACGGCGGGUGAGUGAGGUAGGCGUCAGGACCGCAGCAGGGAGCCACCAGCUGCUACAGGGAUUAUUUAGUGCCUUCUGGAUAACACCAACACUUGUUAGUAGAUAACUGUCGUCUUUAGUGAGGAAUAUUCCCACUAUCCUUCAACUACAGUAGCUGUGAUGUCAUAUAGGGUUCCUCUCCAAGAAGAACUAGUCCUAUUUGUCUUAGGGGCCAAAGGUGACGGGAAGUAGACUAAGUUAAUUUAGCCAACAGUUAUAGAAUGUAAACAUCUUCUCUAUAAAUAAUAAUAAGAGAAAUUAAAACCGUAAAGGAAACGGAGAAACUCCAUACUGACGCGCCCUAAGUUAAUGAUUCUGAUAUAAAGGUUUAGAAUUUUGUUGUUGAUUAUUAGCAGUUUAGUUAAUUGUGGGUGAUUUGUUGUUUGUCCUGUGUGAGGAUAACGUGUUCGUGUGUACGUCCACUAGGCGCCUUGUUAAGUACAGUACUGAAGUCUUUUACUGUACUAGUUGUUACACCUGGCGAGUUGGUAGAGUUCUCUUAGAAAUGGCUAAUAGUAACAAUAGUUUUUGUUUAGAAGUAACAGUAAACUUUUAUUAUUUAUAUUACUAUGCAUAGCCAGUUUGUAGUGAUCUUGUUUUAAACAAGAAUUGUUCCUAACACAUCAAAUGUUCAGUCAUGUAACUGGCCUCACGUGCCAGACCUACCCAGCUUUUGCCUUGACGAGCAUUACCCAUGAGUGGUGGGAGUGUCAUGUGACCUUCCUGCAUGUUGUCUAGCAGUGCCUGUCACUGUUCCUCUUCCCUCUCGUAACUCUUAAUCUUCUGCACAUUGUUACUAGUUGCACAAUGUCUACCUUUUAGAUACUCUCAAUAAUUCGGACGCUACGAUUGCUUGGACAUUACUGUUUGACUGAAAAUUACUGUUUGGCUGAACAUUACUGUUUGGCCGGACAUUACUGUUUGGCCGGACAUUACUCUAUGGCCGGACAUUACCGUUUGGCCGGACAUUACUCUAUGGCCGGACAUUACCGUUUGGCCGGACAUGACUGUUUAGCCGGGCAUGACUGUUUGGCCGGAUUUUAAGUCUAGUAUGGACUCUACGCAUUAUUUGAAUGCCGCACAUGAUGGUGAGGCUGUAUGGUGCGAGGUCUUGAUGCCGCUUCUAAUAAGAACGUUACGCUGUACUCAGACGCCGCCGGCCAGCAGGUUCAACCAGACACGAAAUUGUACACGCAUAAAAUUGAUAUAACACAAAGCUGGUUAAGACAAGAUAGUUAUGGUCCUUAUGUUAGCCAAGUUUAGAGGUUACUAUCCUGGUUAUGUGCAGUCGUAGGCAGGGGUGAGUAUCCUUCACUAGCGUAACACCUUGUAGUAGUGUCCUAAUUAUGUCUAGUAUUUUGAUUUUUUUUGUGGUUAAUAAAAUGUACCUCUAA